This is a messenger RNA of Megalops cyprinoides (Indo-Pacific tarpon), 899 nucleotides long. RefSeq names its product HOATZ cilia and flagella associated protein (gene hoatz). The transcript has 6 exons. Bases 7 to 498 code for a protein of 163 amino acids. The record is from RefSeq and is a predicted model, not a curated record. NCBI's taxonomy places the organism in Eukaryota, Metazoa, Chordata, Actinopteri, Elopiformes, Megalopidae. Gene Ontology annotation, biological process: cilium assembly.
ACAAACAUGCGGCAGGAGGGAAACGAUUUGGAGCAACUUUCCGAAUUAAACAAAUACUUCACGGUAUUUUCUGGAUCCUCACAAGAAGAUGUGUCAUAUGCCACCGUCUUUUGGAAUUCUGUCACUUUACAGCCACCUUUGGAGUCGCGCCUGGUGUCGGCAGACAUUAGUCAGCGCCUGAAGGUGGCCAAGAACCCUCAACAUUGUAUGAAUAUUGAUUGCGAGUCACCUACUCCAGACACAAGAUGUGAAGAGACACUCCAGUCAGUGUACCUGAAGCAGCAAGCAGAGGAGAAGAAGGGGUACAUGGAGAUGGCCAAGCGCAGAGAGGAGAUCAUCACCCUUUUCAAAAAGCAGAGGGAGGAGCAAAUCAAGAAAGAGAUGAUGUCCCUCCCAUAUAAGCCAAACCAAUGUGACAGCUAUCAGAGACCACCACCCAAAGAGCAGCCGAAAGAUAUUCAGCAGGACAUAGACGACGUCAGAGCACUAGAAUGGUAGUAUUGCUGUGGCAGCAGGGUGCUCUGCUGGCCUCUCUGAAUUACUGCUACAUGGCACUGGGAUAAACCCUCAAAGGGCUCCAUGACAGAAGAAGAGGAAGAGGAAGACCUCCCGGAGUGCAAUGCUAUGUGAGGGUUAGCAAAAAACAUCCAAGAAGUUCAAGGCAAGGCACAAGAACUGAAGAUAAAAAGGAUGAAAGUGCUUCUUAGAAGGACAUUGUCGAGCUGAGUAAAAGUUUGUUGUAAAAAAAAAAAAAAGUUGAAAAAAUCUCUAUUGUAGCAGGAUAUGCUAUUGGCAAUAUAUUAAAGUUCAAUGUACAAAAAUCUAAAUGGGCUUUCACCCAUUUACAGAGAUUCAAAGCGGUGUCACAGAGCUCCCCCUGCAUUGACAGUCUUUGUUUC